AUGAGCGAGGUUAAUGAAAAAACAGCAAAACUGGCCGACUUUGGUUUGGCCAGAUAUUCGCUAUCGCAACUAACCAAUCAGAUUGAAAUAUCGCAAACAUUUUGCGGUACCGUUGCGUAUAUUUCACCGAAACAAUUGUUGAAUAUAGGUUACAAUCCGUUUGCGGCCGACUGUUGGGCAAUGGGUGUCACAUUGUUUUAUAUGAUUAAUAAUAUAUUACCAUUUGGUUCGAGUCCGGGUAUCAAACAAAUUAAACAAUUAAAAACAGGUGGUUCCGAAUAUGUGUCCAAAUUAUACAAUAAGACAGUCAUUAAUAGAAUAAGUCGAGACUUACGGGAACUGAUCGACCAUUUGUUGGUCUACGAUGAAGACAAACGCUGGACUAUUACCGAUGUACUAAAAUCCAAAUGGUUGGGCAAUAAUUAA
Molecule: messenger RNA, 426 nt
Organism: Oppia nitens
Lineage: Eukaryota; Metazoa; Arthropoda; Arachnida; Sarcoptiformes; Oppiidae
Product: testis-specific serine/threonine-protein kinase 4-like
Exons: 2
Coding region: 1-426 (141 amino acids)
Biological process (GO): protein phosphorylation; mitotic DNA damage checkpoint signaling
Cellular component (GO): nucleus
Molecular function (GO): ATP binding; protein serine/threonine kinase activity
Source: RefSeq, a predicted model, not a curated record